This is a messenger RNA of Menidia menidia (Atlantic silverside), 606 nucleotides long. Lineage: Eukaryota; Metazoa; Chordata; Actinopteri; Atheriniformes; Atherinopsidae. The record is from the annotation of a GenBank genome assembly.
AACAGUAAUGCGGACAGCGUGGUCCAGUACAAGCUGCAGCAGCCGGCCGUGGCCCGCUUCCUCCGCCUCGUGCCUCUGGACUGGAACCCCAGCGGCCGCAUCGGCCUCCGCCUGGAGGCCUACGGCUGUCCCUACACCUCUGAAGUCGUGAGCUUUGAGGGCGGCGGCGGCUCGCUGACCUAUACGCCCGGUCCCGGACCGCCCGCGCCCGAAGAGGUCAUCUCCUUCCAGUUUAAAACCGCGAGGAACUCUGGGACGCUGCUGCGUAGGGAGGGAGGCGACGGAUGCAGCCUGAGUCUGGAGCUGGAGAAAGGAAAGCUGCUUCUGUUGCUCAGACCAGGCAGCAGCUGGCCCCCCCGGCGCCUGGCGUCCCUCGGCAGCCUUCUGGACGACCAGCACUGGCACCGCGUGGUCCUGGAGCAGAGGACCGGCCUCCUCAACCUCACCGUGGACAAACACACCGAGCAAACCCAGGCCCCCGCGGAGCUCAGCCCCCGGGGCCUCGCACAGCGUAGGAGGGGGCCAGAAACCGGUUACAUCCAGGGGGAACUUCCUCGGCUGCCUGGAGAACCUGCUCUACAACGGCCUCAAUCUGAUAGAGAAAGC